AUGACAAUCACCAAGGAAAAGGUUCAGGAGGUCUUGAAUAAAGCCGCCCUCCGCUCUAGAGGCCCAGGAGGUACGAUCGCUGUCGUAAAAGAUGGCAAAGUCAUAGGCCAACGCGUGUGGGGAUUCGCCGACCUGGACCAACGGAUCCCUAUGACGGCUGAAACGCAACUACCUAUCUGUUCAAUCACCAAACAAUUUGUGUGUGCGCUGUUGAUUGAUUUGGAGCGCAAUCCGACCCCGACAUUAGCUGCAAAAAGCGAUGUCCGGAAGCAGCUCUCAGACCAUCUCACCGAACUAGUAAACCCGGAGCUCACCCAUGACGGUGAACUCACAAUUCAGCGACUAUGUGACAUGCAAUCCGGCUUGCGCGACUAUUGGGCUAUGACCACCCUCUGGGGGUCCAAGCCCGACGAUGAGUUCCUAAUCGCGAGAGACUGCGGUCCACUGAUUACUCAAACCAAGUCAUUCCAUUUCGAGCCGGGAACGGAAUAUUCCUACUGCAAUUUCAACUACCACAUAGUUGCCCGAGUGAUUGAGCGAGCAACUGGCGAGUCUCUUGACAAACUGCUCGAAGAAAGAAUACUCCGCCCGGCUGGUAUGAGCACGGCAUUCCUUUGCCCCAACACCGCACAUCACCCACCACCAUGUGUCGGGUAUGAGGGCAACGAGGAACUAGGCUUCACAGCCGGUGUUAACAGAAUCGAGUGGUCUGGUGAUGCUGGACUAGUGGCUUCACUCAGUGAUAUGAUCGCGUAUGAGAAAUAUCUCGAUCGCUGCUACGCUGAUCCACAAAGUUGGUACCAUACCGCUAUCGCUGAUCCGAAGUUCAAAGACGGCACUCCUGCGACGUACCGUUACGGGUUAGAUCACAGUGACAUUGAAGGUGUGAACACGAUCGGACAUGGUGGUGCGUUGCGAGGGUAUCGACUGCACCGGCGGCACUCACCGCGCGAUCGUCUGUCCGUCGUAGUUAUGUUGAACAGUGAAUCCGACGCAGGCGGCCUCAACACUGAGAUUUUCAGGGAGCUUUUGGAACUACCGAAGUCUGAGACAGCGCCUGUGCAGCCGGCCGCUGAUUGGGUAGGCGCGUUUCUUGACCAGGAUACCCAGCUGUCGAUUGUCAUCACUAAGGGUACACGGGAUGGAGAGGUGGCCAUCCAAUACGAUGACUCUGCUACGCCUAUCAAGCUUAGUACACCGACUCAUGGGAAGUGUGAUUCUAUGGCAGCGACGAUUGAUGGGGAUUCAUUGAGUAUUCAUCGGGUGGGAGAUAACCGGAUCCUGAGUGCUCGACGUAUUGUCCCGAAACAAUCAACCCUUAGAGAUACUUCAUUCCAGGGUGUCUAUCACGGUGCUGAGAUUGAAUCUACCUUCCACUGCACUGGCGAGGAUGGUAUGCUAUAUGGUGCGUUUGAUGGAUAUCUAGGUCGAGGCAAUGCCACUCCGAUGAGAUAUCUAGGCGAUGAUGUCUGGGUUUUGACUUGUCCGCGUGGCUUGGAUGCACCAGCCCCAGGAGACUGGACCAUUGUCUUUUCUCGGGAUGAGCAUGAUGCAAUCCAAGGGUUUACGAUUGGUUGUUGGCUGGCAAGGAAGGUUGACUUUGUGAAAAAGUCCUGA
Penicillium coprophilum is the source of this 1617-nucleotide messenger RNA. RefSeq lists its product as uncharacterized. Bases 1 to 1617 code for a protein of 538 amino acids. The record is from RefSeq and is a predicted model, not a curated record. Gene Ontology annotation, molecular function: aminopeptidase activity. The transcript has a single exon. NCBI's taxonomy places the organism in Eukaryota, Fungi, Ascomycota, Eurotiomycetes, Eurotiales, Aspergillaceae.